Messenger RNA from Entelurus aequoreus (snake pipefish), 411 nucleotides. It is a transcript of the gene urp1, whose product is annotated as urotensin-related peptide 1. The record is from RefSeq and is a predicted model, not a curated record. Gene Ontology annotation, biological process: blood vessel diameter maintenance; regulation of blood pressure. The coding region runs from base 130 to 411 and encodes 93 amino acids. The transcript is spliced from 4 exons. Gene Ontology annotation, cellular component: extracellular region. Lineage: Eukaryota; Metazoa; Chordata; Actinopteri; Syngnathiformes; Syngnathidae. Gene Ontology annotation, molecular function: hormone activity.
CCGACGCUGGCUGUGAUGAUAAUGUAUUGAUCGGAUUGUGAUGGAUGGCGGGCGCGCGGGCUUAUAAGCGGACAUCUCUGCCGAGGAGGGGGCAACACAGGUCCGCCUCUAGAGAAAGAGACUGCCGCCAUGCCGUCGCUCGCCGUGGUCCACCUCGUCGCUGUCAUCUGUUCCGCAAGAUGGACGCAUGCGCUACCUCUCUACCCCGAGUCCGACAUGGAGACGCAGCCGGCGCCCAAGGAGUCAGCACAACAGGAUAGCUAUGCAAACAUGGUUGAUGGCCUCCAAGAAGUGCUUUUGAAGCUGGCGGCGGCCGACAAACUUCGCUCUCAAGCGUUCCUCAGAUCGGAGCAGGGUUUGCCCAAAACCAACAAAAGAGCUUGUUUCUGGAAGUACUGCGUGACCAAUUAG